GUAAGGGUUAAUGAGUUUGCUGUGGCAUAUUGUGUGGAUCUGAGAGCGUUCUGGUGGUCCACGAGUUCACACACUUUGGUGAGGCGGUGACACUCGUGAGUCAUUUGCGCUGCGCUCUCAGGAGUGACAGCUGAUGCCCGCUCAUGGACCACUGCAUAAACACCACAGGAUCUGUCCACGAUACACCUGACCACCGACACAUCUCCGGCCGCGUGCUGUUUCCGCCUCUCUCCGCAUUACGCAUUACUCUUAGUUAUUUGCCAUGCCAAGCUGGAGGAGAAACCUGACUUUUUGCCUGCAGAGAAUGCAUGACGAAGAUGAUGGGCCGUACUCUAAGGGGAACAAGGACUCGACGGGGCCAGACAACUCGCUCCCAUCCAGAAGACAAAGCAUCCCAGAACUGCGUGGGGUUACACUGGUUGAGCUGAUUAAGAAGGAAGGAAGCACUUUAGGUCUCACCAUCUCGGGCGGAACAGACAAGGACGGCAAACCACGCGUCUCCAACCUGCGGCCGGGUGGACUGGCGGCUAGGAGCGAUCAGCUCAAUGUGGGCGACUACAUCAAGUCAGUCAAUGGGAUCAACCUGACCAAGCUGCGUCACGACGAGAUCAUCAGUCUGCUAAAAAACGUAGGCGAGCGCGUCGUGCUGGAAGUGGAGUAUGAACUGCCUUCACCUG
Sinocyclocheilus anshuiensis is the source of this 677-nucleotide messenger RNA. Its product is annotated as glutamate receptor-interacting protein 2-like. The transcript is spliced from 4 exons. Gene Ontology annotation, molecular function: protein binding. The record is from RefSeq and is a predicted model, not a curated record. Gene Ontology annotation, biological process: neurotransmitter receptor transport, endosome to postsynaptic membrane. The annotation marks the transcript as partial. Lineage: Eukaryota; Metazoa; Chordata; Actinopteri; Cypriniformes; Cyprinidae.